GCCAUAUGGAAGAGACCGGUCGUAUAAUGCCACGUAAAACUUGAACAAAACCAUUCGUUGCGUGUCAAAUUAAGAAGCAGACGUCUAAAAGGCUUCACAGCAUAAAAUGGAAAAUUAGAAGAGCCAUUCAAGGAGUGAAGAAUUGCACAGGAGCCCAGACCAUACAUCUUAAAGAAGACAGUUGAUUUGAUAUUUUCAUAACCCAUUGAAAAGAUUCAAAAGACGAUCAGUUAUUGUGACUUGACAAAUUUUAAUGUCAUCCUACACUCCAAGUCACAAAAACAAGUGCAGUAGAAACAUAGGUCACAAGAUUAACAGGGGCCACCCUUUUACUUCACAAUGUCCAGAAAAAGAGUCAGUUCAGAAAAUAGUCAAAUGAAUCGUAAAGUACAUCAUCUGAUGUCCAAUGACGAUGCGGAGUCGGAAAUGAUAUUUCAGCAUGCACCGCUCCACAUGCAUCUGCCGAGCAAAGAGAGAGAGGAGCGGGGCGGUGAAGAAGAGGAAGAAAAUGAAUCGCAAAAUCACAGCCUUGACGGUGACAGAGGCAGUAUACUCUUACUCACAUUUCUUUACGUACUUCAAGGAAUUCCACUCGGACUUAGCGGCAGCAUUCCAAUGAUUCUCUCUAGUCGCCACGUCAGUUACAAAGACCAGGCGAAAUUCAGUUUCGCAUUUUGGCCAUUCAGUGUGAAACUCCUCUGGGCACCCAUUGUGGACGCUGCCUAUUUCUCCAAAUUCGGACGUCGUAAAACGUGGCUGGUUCCGACACAGUAUCUGAUUGGACUUUUUAUGAUUAUACUCUCCUUGCAUAUAUCAGACGUUUUAGGAGAGAAUGAGGGCGAGAACAGCAAUGUGAACGUAGGGUUUUUGACAGCGGUGUUUUUUGCCAUGAACUUCUUGGCAGCUACUCAGGAUAUAGCAGUAGAUGGAUGGGCUUUAACUAUGUUGUCUAGAAAAAAUGUUGGCUGGGCCUCCACUUGUAACACUGUAGGACAGACGGCAGGCUAUUUUCUAGGAAAUGUAGUAUUCCUGGCCCUGGAAUCUCCUGACUUCUGCAACAAAUAUCUCAGAAAUAUUCCUCAGAAGGAAGGCCUGGUCACUCUUGGAAGCUUCAUGUAUUUCUGGGGCAUUGUGUUUUUUAUCACAACAACUUUGGUCGGUCUUUUCAAGACAGAAAAACCAAAUGAAGAUGCUGACCAAGAUCAAACUAUAGCGGACACUUAUAAACAGCUGGUUAAGAUUAUCAAAUUACCUGCUGUUAAGACAUAUAUUGUGAUUUUAUUAACAGCCAAGAUCGGCUUUGCAGCUGCAGAUGGAAUUACUGGCUUGAAGCUAAUCGAAGCUGGCGUGCCAAAGGAACGCCUGGCUCUCCUUGCAGUUCCUAUGGUCCCCAUAGAGAUAAUACUCCCUCUGUUACUAAGUCGCUACACAGCAGGUCCGAGACCCAUGGAUGUAUUUAUUAAGGCAAUGCCUUGGAGAUUAGUCAUAGGAUUGAUAUAUGCUGUAUUGGUGUGGUGGGCCCCAUCAACACAGAUGGCGUCUGGGGAAUUCCCGCUUUAUUUUUAUGGAGUGAUAUUGUUUUUCUUUGCCUUACACCAGGUGGCAGUUUAUAGUAUGUUUGUGUCCACAAUGGGGUUCCAUGCUAAGAUCAGUGAUCCAGCUAUAGGUGGUACCUACAUGACACUACUCAAUACUUUGUCUAAUCUAGGCGGGAACUGGCCCACCACAGUAAUGUUAUGGUUCGUGGAUUCACUCACAUGGAAAACAUGUUCUGGUUCAAUAGGGCAGUGCAACAAUGCUGCAGAAGAAAAGCUGUGCACGGAUUCAGGAGGAAAAUGCAUCACGUCAUUGGACGGCUAUUACGUAGAGUCACUGGUUUGUUUCUUUAUUGGUUUCGCAUGGCUUUGGUGGCAAGCCAGAAAAACGAAGAGACUACAAGGAUUAUCAGAAAAAGACUGGAAAUGCAGCACUUGAUUGAUAAUUGUUUAUUAAAUUUUUUGUGAAAUAAGUUAUAAGGAUAGAUAUAUUCUUUAAAAGGAAAAAUAUAUCUGAAUAAACCUGAAUCUAAGUUACAGCAGCAGAUCCAGUAUCCUGGGAAGAUUAACUUGUUGCCUUUCUCACUAUGAUAGGGUAUUAUUGAAAAAAGACUUAUUGAAAAAAGACUAAUCACAUCUUCGGCAUGGCUAACAGCAGCCAUUAAGAAAUAGGGUUCAGUUUCACUGCCUUUUAGGUUCAGACUAAUUUACCUGUAACGGGUCAAAUUAUACAAAAAUGCUGUCACUGCGCACACGUGAAAUGUGACAUGUCACAGACAGUUAAAGGGAUAAUAACUCUUCGUUUCGGCCAAAAAAUGAGUUUUCCUGGAGUAAACAACAAUUUUCCGAUACUU
Messenger RNA from Lingula anatina, 2389 nucleotides. Its product is annotated as acetyl-coenzyme A transporter 1-like. Lineage: Eukaryota; Metazoa; Brachiopoda; Lingulata; Lingulida; Lingulidae. Gene Ontology annotation, biological process: acetyl-CoA transmembrane transport. Gene Ontology annotation, molecular function: acetyl-CoA transmembrane transporter activity. The record is from RefSeq and is a predicted model, not a curated record. Gene Ontology annotation, cellular component: membrane.